This is a messenger RNA of Klebsormidium nitens, 1321 nucleotides long. Lineage: Eukaryota; Viridiplantae; Streptophyta; Klebsormidiophyceae; Klebsormidiales; Klebsormidiaceae. The record is from the annotation of a GenBank genome assembly.
CUUUACGAGAGGUUUUCUCGAUACGGCCGUGAGUCUGGGUUGCAGCAUGAGAUUCUCGAGAUUGAAGGUGUUCAAAGCGCGGCACAGAAUGAAGCUCUCGAGUGGUUCCAACAGCUGUUCUCUUCAAGUUUAACACUGACAGGGCCAGUCGUUUUCUUAUCAGUGAACUCACCACCAUUUUGAUGUGGCAAGCCCUUCUGAAUCCCGCCGAAGCAUGUGGUGUCGCUCAUGCACUUGGGCUUGGUGAGCGCUGCUGCUAAUUAACGUUGUUAUUCAAGUUGUGUGUUAAGGGCCAGGCUUCAAUCUGUGGACAAUGAUGCUCCGCUACAGUUGUCGGAAUCUUUUGCAGAGGAGCACUGUAGAGGGCACAGCAGCGGUCAGCUGGUUGGCGUCCCGAUUCCAUGUGAGUGCAUUCGCCGCCGAACCAUCCGACACGAACGGGCCUUCCACCUCCGGCGCCACUUCUGCAGAACGACUAUUUGGUGUCGCCCUCUUGGAAAGGUUGCCCAUCAUCGUGCCUGAUCCGCCCAAAUGGCAGAGCGACUACGAGGACGCAAAGUUUGAGCGAGAUCAGAAGCUCCGGAGGGCCUACCCCCCUGAAUUCUUUGCAGGGUUCGAUGGCCAAUCUAGCGAAGGAGCUCGCGGUGCCGAAGUUGACAUUGAACCAGCGCCCCGAAUCACUGAAGAUGACAAGACUGGGAAUGUCAAAUCCCUCAACCGAGCGCUUGACCGGCGACUCUACCUCAUGGUUCAAGGUCGAGAGGAGUGGACGGAUGAUCCGUCACCUGUUUGGCACUUCCCUCUUGUUGGGUACCAAGACGGAGAGACCAUGCGGAAGUGUGCAGAGCGCAGUCUGCGAGGGCUGAGAGGUCCUGACAUGAAGACCUACACCGUAGGCAACGCCCCGUGUGGGCAUGCCGUUUUCUCCCCUACUACCACCACUCCAUCAGCAACGCCGCUUGCUAAGCUCUUCUACUAUCGAAUCCAACUUCUCGAGGGGGAUGUCAAGCUCGGAGAUCAGAGAUUACGAGAUCAUGCUUGGCUCACAAAGUCGGAGAUCAUCGAACGAACGAAUAGUAGCUUGCGAGAACUGCUCGAGAAGAUGCUUGUCGGGUAAGAUUGGAGGUCUGAGUGCCUCAAGCUGGUUGAAUGACAUGCUGGAUCAUACAGCCGCCGUUUUGUGUCCUCACGAGGUGGACCACUAGCGUUCAUCCUGGCCCGGAAACCUCCUCCAAAGUUGCCCGAAUAGCUCUUACACCUUGCAAUUGUAUCGUCACUACUGGGCAUACUCUCUAAGGUAUCCGUGCGGGUAAAUUGCCCC